AUGGCGGAUCCUAAGUUAGUAUGGAACCCGGACAACGUUCGCGACGUUGCCGAAUCUGUCGGCAUCUCACAAUUGGGCGAAGAGGCAGUAAGGGCAUUGUCGCAAGAAGUUGAAUACCGAGUUGGCCAGGUCAUUGUCGAAGCAAUGCGAUUUAUGCAUCAAGGAAAAAGAACAGUGUUGGGCACACAGGAUAUUUCACAAGCGCUCAAAGUAUUGGACGUUGAGCCACUUUAUGGUUACGAAUCCACAAGACCAUUGAGAUUUGGAGAGGCAAGCUUAGGUCCUGGCCAACCGCUCUUUUAUAUUGAGGAUGAGGAAGUAGAUUUCGAGAAACUGAUUAAUGCGCCUUUACCAAAGGUUCCCAGAGAUAUGUCAUUUACUGCACAUUGGCUUGCGGUUGAAGGUGUUCAACCAUCAAUUCCACAAAAUCCAACAACAGCAGAAGCUCGUGCAAAUGACCUCGUGCCUAAAGGUCCUGGUGCGAACCUCAAUCUUGGAGCACUGGCUGGCAACGAUAAUGUUUCGGUCAAACCUUUAGUCAAACAUAUUGUGUCGAAAGAAUUGAUACUUUUCUUCGACAAGAUACGCGAAGCUAUUCUUGAUGAUGAUGACGAUCCAGAAGUCGUAACCUUGCGAGAAUCCGCGUUGGAAAGUGUGAAAUCAGAUCCGGGUCUUCAACAACUGGUUCCAUAUUUUGUUCAUUUCAUUGCUGAGAAGGUCACUCAUUCUCUGAGCAAUCUCUUCGUAUUACAAACAAUGUUGAAACUGGCCCAUGCCCUUAUAUCAAACACAACCCUAUUUGUCAAUCCUUACAUAUCAAGUCUUUGCCCACCUAUUCUUACAUGUCUCGUCGGUCGUAAACUUGGCAACGGGACUCCAGAAGAGUUGAAAGAAAAAUACCAAUUGCGAGACACGGCCGCAUCCCUCAUUGGGAUCAUCUCAAAAAAUUACACGGAAUCAAACGCACAGCUUAGAGCAAGGUUGGCAAGAUCGUGUCUAAAAUUCUUCCUGGAUCCAACACGCUCUCCAGGAGAAUAUUAUGGAGCUAUCAGUGGGCUUCUAGCUAUUGGUGGCCCCGAUGGUGUCAGAGCUCUUAUUCUACCAAACUUGGGUGCAUUCGAUUAUGUGCUGAACAAGUUGAGAACUGACAGGACUGGUGAUGAUAAGGAGAUACAGAUGUUAGUCGCGGUAAUCAUGAAGGCGGUGAUGAGCCUCUCUGAAAAAACUGAAACACUUACGAAUGGUACAAACAAUACAAAUGGCAAUGGGAUAAAUGGGAUGAUGGAUUUAGAUGACGACGAAGGAAAACAGCUUGAAGAGUUUCUAGGACCUACUAUUGGGAAAAGGGUACGGAAUGCAGGGGAUCAUAAAUUGAACAAGACAAUUUUGGAAGCGAGAGAGAAGAAUUAA
Botrytis byssoidea is the source of this 1410-nucleotide messenger RNA. RefSeq lists its product as uncharacterized. Bases 1 to 1410 code for a protein of 469 amino acids. Gene Ontology annotation, biological process: RNA polymerase II preinitiation complex assembly; transcription initiation at RNA polymerase II promoter. The record is from RefSeq and is a predicted model, not a curated record. Lineage: Eukaryota; Fungi; Ascomycota; Leotiomycetes; Helotiales; Sclerotiniaceae. Gene Ontology annotation, cellular component: SLIK (SAGA-like) complex; transcription factor TFIID complex; SAGA complex. Gene Ontology annotation, molecular function: protein heterodimerization activity; transcription coactivator activity; RNA polymerase II general transcription initiation factor activity. The transcript is spliced from 2 exons.